Strongylocentrotus purpuratus (purple sea urchin) is the source of this 4491-nucleotide messenger RNA. RefSeq lists its product as uncharacterized. Gene Ontology annotation, cellular component: plasma membrane. The coding region runs from base 138 to 2300 and encodes 720 amino acids. NCBI's taxonomy places the organism in Eukaryota, Metazoa, Echinodermata, Echinoidea, Camarodonta, Strongylocentrotidae. The record is from RefSeq and is a predicted model, not a curated record. The transcript is spliced from 13 exons.
GGCACUCUGGUAUUGUCAAACGUAUUAGGUUUUUAAGAAUCGUCCACAUUGCUUCUCGUAAUAGUCAUCUCAAGCGAUUUUCACCAGUUCGGAUAACUAACUUCUACCAGCAUCACUUCAAGUACUAUGUUGUAGCUAUGGCAACAUUGUGUUCCCACAUCUUCAUCACAUUGUUGGCAUUGAUCAUGUUGUUGGGUAAGGUACAUGCUACAGAUCAGGUUCCUGACAACCAAGUAUGGACCCCUGCAACAGCAACAUUCUUAUAUGGCCAGCCAAAAGCUUACAUCAGCUGCAAAUUUAUCGGGACUCCAUACGGUGUCUACUGGAUGAAAGGACGUACCCCGGCUACUGCAGAAACGCUUCUAUCUCACAAAGGAGGGGAAGUAUCCGGACCAAGGUUUGAUGAUGGGUCGCUUAAUAUUACUGAUGACUACUCUCUCGUCUUUAAUAACGUUCAAGCUGGUGAUGAAGGCAAUUACAUAUGCAGAGUGUCAAAUCAUAAUGGCUUUCUGAUCGUCAAUAACACUGAUGUCAGGGUGUUAGAUCCGGCUCAAGUGAGCAUUUUUACAGAACCAAGCAUUACAGGAUGGGCCGAGUAUUCGGUCAAUCUUCAGUGUGCUUUCAAAGACACCCCUCAACGAGUCCUCUGGAACAGAGUCCAAGGUCCAAGUGUCGAAACUGUCCUGAGAUACACGUCAGAUGGCUACGAGGUGCUGGGAGACAGGAGAUAUAGUUGGAGCGACAACUACGGACUGAUCAUAAGGGAUCUACGGGUCUUGGACGAAGGGAACUUUACUUGCAUGGUUUCUAAGACGGGUGGAACUGAGAUUCAAAACACGACGGUCCUGACUGUACAUGCUCGUGCAGAAAAGCCAUUCAUCCAAAUCCCACAGUGUAAGUCUCAACCAGAGAGAGCUACAAAUGGCAGAACUCCUAAGUCUUGUCAUUACAGUGUGACUGAAGAUAAGGAUUCAUUUGAGCUGCAAUGCUCGGUCAUACGAGCCAAGCCACAGGUGAAUAUUCUCUGGCAGGAGGGGUCGCAGAACCUCACUGUAUCACCGAUAGUCACUCAGAGGAGUGAUGGUGCUUUUGACGUGACAGCAACCAUAAGCAGAAGGACUAAUCAAUCCGAGUUCAGAUGCAUUGCUUCAGGUCUGGCUGUCAAUGGAACCGCAGAACGCACUGUGAUUGUUAAAAUCGUCAAACCUGUACAAGAAUCUUUACCAGGUGGAUACAUCUUCCUUAUUCUCCUUCUUAUCGUGGCUACUUCCGCUUUUCUGGUCUUUGUCGUGUUUAGAGUGUGGAAGUAUCACAAGCUUCAAACCCAACCAGAUUGCCCUAUUGACAACCAGGCAUCCGUUGAGUCUCAAGAAAAUGCUAACGUUCGGACCAGACGUGGGUUUAAAUUGAUCAUGACGAAAGACUGUGUUUCCUGGGUAUUCGGUUGCAAGAAACAGAAGGAUGGAACUCACGAUAAUGGUGAAAAACAACCACUGAACGAGGUAGAGACUGAGUUGGGGAAGCUUAGAGAGAAGCUGACAAGUUACAGACCUGGGAAGACCACGGGGAUGUCAGGUGUUGACAUAACUGACUCGUCGAUACAUAUCGGACUUUUCGGUGUCAUGGGUGCAGGGAAAUCCUCCUUCAUCAAUUCACUGAACUUCGCUUUCACAAAUGAGUAUAAGGAUGUUGCUAUCGAAGCCGGUAAUACAGCAGGUGGUAGUCAAACCAAGUUCAGGGAACCGAUACAGCUAACAGAUCACAUACACAUUGUUGACAAUCGAGGAUUGAAGGAUUUCUCACCGGAACAAAUCGAGAGAGACUUGAUGCCUCAGAUUCUGGGGAAACGAGGACUUAAACCUAAGGACAAGGUAAAGGAAGGAACUGGAAAACAGAUCCACUGCCCUGUAUUCGUGUGCAAUCUAAGUCAACCGGUUGGUCCUGCGUCUACGCUGAAAUUUAUCGGAGAAUUUUCUGACAAAGUUAAUGAUCAUUUUGGUCGUAACGCAAUGGUUGUCGUCACUCAUAAGGGGGAACUGAAUGACUCUGCAGAAACAUACGGAAGCGUUGAGGAUGUAGUGCGUUUGAUUAAAGAUCAAGGUGGUGUUCCCAGGAAUUCCAUAUGGACAUUCGAAAACUAUACUGAAGAUUGUCACGCUCACGAUGCAAUGAAAAGUAUUGAAUAUUUGAAGUUUCUGUCCACGUGCUUGGAGAUAGGAGAGAGAAAUAUCAGAUUUCAGUUGGAAAAAGAAGCUGAGCAGCCAAUUAAAAGAAAAAGCCUUUUCAAAACAUCCCGCUAAAGCAUUAAUACUAGUAGUGAGUAUUCAUUAUUGUUCGAGAUAUUCACCUUUACUAAACGGAAGGAGGCUCUUCUUCAUAGCACCACUUUGUAAUGUCAGAUUACAAUGCUUGUUUGUUUGUUUAUACCUUAAUAAUUGAUUUGAUUAGUACUUAAUAUUAAUAAUAUAGUUUCAUAAUGUAGAUAUGAAUAGCUUUUAUAAUAACACGGACAAUGAUAUUUUUGUAUAUAUUAUUAUUUGGUAAUCAAAAAAUGUUUAUGAAAUAACCUGUAUAAUUGAAAACCGUGCUCGUUGUCUUUCUCGAAUCUUUGUUUGAUCUUGCAGUUCAGCUGAAAUCAUAACCUAUUUAUAAAUAACAUCUUCGAAGAACUUUUUGGAUUUAUCUGAAUGUUUACGUAGUCAUGUAAAGUCUUUUGAUUGAUGAAGGAUCUAGGGGCACGGGAGCACAUAAGAAAUAUUGCAAGUAGACAUAAGUUCAACAACAUAAUGUGCCCUAAAGUUUUGGCAUACAUGUGUGACCCACAACUGGUACUACUACUCUUACCCCCAAAAAGCGACCCCCUCCCCAACAAAAUGUGUUUCGGGGGAGGGGGGGUGUUUUCCGACAAAAUUAUUCACUUCAAUUCAAUACAAUUUAGUAUUUAUUGUCCAUUUCUGGAUAUUUGAUUUUCACUGGUGUAACAUGCACAGAUUAACAUUUACUAAUGAAUUACAAAAAUGUAGACAUUAACAGUAAAUAAACAAGGUUUAACAUAAAGCACAAAUUAACAGAGGAUCUAAUGUUGUUUUAUAAACACCCAUUAUAAAACAACAUUGGAUCCUCUGUUAAUUUUUGUCAGAAAAUGUUCAGUAGGAAGGACCUUGCUUACUUAGUUGUUUAUGAGAAAAAGUUCAGACAUGUGCCUUCCUGCCCUAAAAUCCUGGAUCCGCCAUUACUGUUGCUAUAAGCCAGUUCGUAGAUUAUAUCUGCGCAUGAGCAGAUAAAGGUCAUUUGUACAUAAUUGUACCCACCCCCCCCCCCCAUACAGUAUGUUUCGAUAUUUUUCACCAAGCGUCAGUCGAUGAGGAAAAAAAUUAUCUUCAUCUGGCAGAGGAUCUAAGUAAUUAAAAUGUACCAUAUUGGAAAUAAUCAUUUAUUGCAAAGAGGCAAAACAAAAUUAUUCCAACGUUAUGGACAACAGUGUAUAUACGGUACAUGUACAUGUUUAUAUACAUCCUUUUAAAGAAAAGGUUGUUGACACCUAUAUGGGUGAAACAAUAUUUCGCUCAUAGGGCUCCUUACUAGGCAUUCAAACUGCCUCAGGUUAAUGUUUGGAAAGUCUUUACUGUCGCGUUCAUAAUAAUAACAAAUAUGUUAUAUGACGGCUACUCCGAGUAUCGAUGUUCAUGUAUAUAAUUUACUACUUGUAAAGUAGAAUCGUAUGUUAUUAUGUAUCGCUCACAUAACUUUGAAAAACUUUACCUUCAGUUCAUAUAAUUGGUAAAGUAUAAUGUGUUCAUGGCCAUUACAUUUUUUUUAAUGAGAGAUUCCACAAUAACCCAACGAGACAAUCUUCUUAUUACCAUAUUAUAAUGUUAAGAACUCUUUGUAAACAGAAAACCUUAAUUUCCACUCGCCCGAUCUUUGGAAUUCUCUUGAUGAGUCUUUCAAAUGCUCACCAAGUCUAUUUUCAUUUGAACGUAAUCUGAAGUUAAAGCUAGUAUAUAAAAGUUAUGCUCAUUUGCCUCAAAUGCAUGCCAUUAUUCAUUUCUUUUUACGAUACACUUUUUCUCUUGGAUUUAUAGCAACCAAUGUCGCGCAAUGAUUUUAGUGCAUGUCAGCUGCUUCAGUGUCCUGUUCUUGUGCUUGGGCUAUGUUUGCUUGUCUCGUCAUACAUUGUCUUGUUUUGUAUUGUCCCAUCUUUCCUCAUCUCUGUUUUUCCUUGCAUUUUCUACUUGAUGAUUAUACUAUAAUAUUUUGUGUUAGGAAAUCUAAAUUUCAAGCUAUGCCUUCCUAGGUUUCCUCCGCAACACAGCAAGCAAUAAUCUGUUUUAGUCUUGAUUGUACACUAUCACUGCAUUGCCGUAUACCAUAUUAUAUAAUAUUUCUCGUUUAGUGAUAUUUUGAUGGGAAUGACUUUGUAAAAACGAAAAGCUCUGUAAAUUUUAUUUGCUGUUAUUGUGGAAAUAAAUAAAAUGGAACUAAGUGUAA